Myxocyprinus asiaticus (Chinese sucker) is the source of this 1850-nucleotide messenger RNA. Its product is annotated as fin bud initiation factor. The record is from RefSeq and is a predicted model, not a curated record. The coding region runs from base 323 to 949 and encodes 208 amino acids. The transcript has a single exon. NCBI's taxonomy places the organism in Eukaryota, Metazoa, Chordata, Actinopteri, Cypriniformes, Catostomidae.
AGCCUGAACAGUCCAUGUUGAAACAGACACAAGCAAGGAUACUGCGAAGGUGCAUGUGUUUUCCUAUCGUCUGUGGAGCACGUCUGUGUAUUUCUCCGAACAUACUGAGGUAAUAAAAACAAAAAAAAAAAAAAAAAAAAAAAAACAUCUGGCCACUCUUUCUCCCACAACUGCGGUUAUUACAAUCUGAUGAUUUAGCUGUCUCGUGUCGGGACAGCUCGACAUUGCACGCUCUGGACAUGAGUGUUAUUGGAGGAGGAAUGCUGGCGUAACGUUUGAAGAACACAGUUGAAGGAACUAUUAACUGAUAAGGCAGAGGUGCAUGAUGGCUUCCUCUCUAAUCAUUCUGAUAGCCUGUUUGGUCUCGUUGCGUUUCGGAGGAGCUCUAUUUUCGGGACCUCUGCAACCGGAGAUGUCCAAUGGCACUUUUCAUCAUUAUUUCGUGCCGGAUGGCUUCUAUGAAGAAAACGACGAUCCCGAGAAAUGUCAGAUGCUCUUUAAAAUGACCGACAAUCGCAAAUGCACCCUGGACGAGGACCAGGACUCGGUGAUCCGGGACGAUUUUACCAUCAUUAAGCGUCACAUCGAAGACGCGGCGCGGGUGCUGGAGGGCAUCGGGAAGAGCAUCUCCUUUGACCUGGACGGAGAGGACGGCUACGGGAAAUACCUGCGACGGGAGACAACCCAGAUUAGCGAGGCGUUUUCCAACUCCGAGAAGUCUCUGCUGGAGCUGGAAGUGAAAUUCAAACAGAGUCAAGAGAACGAGCUGAAAGAGGAGCACAAGAUCAGCGACGACGUUCUCAACAUGAUCGUGCACACGCGGGACGUCCUGAAGGAGACACUGGACAUCUCGCUGGGACUGAAAGACAAGCACGAGCUACUGUCACUCAUCAUCCGGAGUCACGGGACCCGGUUAAGCCGCCUGAAAAACGAGUACAUGAAGGUGUAGAGGACUGUUAACCAACCAAAUCUCGCAAUUUGGGAUUUUGGCAAAAAUGUAUGCAGCUGUUUUGUGCAAUAAAUGGAAUCAAAUAUUCACUUAAUAGCUCCAAUCAUACACGAGGACAGUAAAUGCUUUAAGCUUGUUGUGUUCAUGAAAAGAAGGCUGGCAUCUCAGUCUAACCAGUUUAGAGGCUUUAAACUGAGUUAGAUGCAAUGUUGGGUUGCACACUAUUUUCUCAGAUAAAGAUGUAGGUUGUGUUUUUUGAAAGGCAUUACUUGAACUUUGAUUUCAGAGAAAAUUAAUGUAAACAUAAGGAAUAUAGUUUUCAUUGCAAAUUAGCUUUCAUAUCGAUAUUUAGUUCAUUACAAGAGUGUGUACUUGGAAUAGUUUUUAAUCAUUCAGUCAGACAAUCCUCUGAAAGAUAAUGGCAUGAACAUAUCAUUAAUAUUAUUAUUAUUGCUUUGUAAUACAGUGGGAGGGGGAAAAACACAUUUUGCUCUUCUUUGUAUAUGUUAUUAAAUGUUGUGUUCCCUAAGAAAUCUAUAUAUUUUAUUAUGAGCUUUUAAAAAUAUUAGAACAUGUGUUUAUAUUUAUGAAAAAGCUUCAAUGUAGAGGAGCACGAUUCUUGUAAUCCUCUGAAAAGGACCAUCCGGGACAGGGCCGGUAUGAUGCGAUCUUUGGGGGGCAUUUUGACCUUUUGGGUGGGCAAUAAGUUCCCUCUUCGUAUGACCGGAGUGGUCCACAUUGGUUAUUUCACCAUCCGACUUGGGGGGCACAAAGAAAAUAUAGGGGGGCAAUGACCCCUAGACUCCAAAAUGACUGCGGGCAGGAAUAUUGGACUUGAAACAUUCUACCAUAGUUCCAUUCCUGAGAGAUAUGUUGUGUUCAUUCGGCUUUGUAAUAAAAA